Raphanus sativus (radish) is the source of this 2712-nucleotide messenger RNA. RefSeq lists its product as uncharacterized. The record is from RefSeq and is a predicted model, not a curated record. The coding region runs from base 1 to 2712 and encodes 903 amino acids. The transcript has 6 exons. Lineage: Eukaryota; Viridiplantae; Streptophyta; Magnoliopsida; Brassicales; Brassicaceae.
AUGGGGGAUUUUAAUGAGAUCUUGGAAGCAGAAGAAAGUUCGAGGUUUGCUGAUUUUGGUAGUAUUUCGUUGGGGAUGAGAGACUUUCAAAGGGCGGUUCUCUACUGUCAUUUAACUGAUAUGGCUUUCCAGGGUCCUCUCCACACUUGGUGUAAUAAAAGAGAAGAGGGAGUAAUCUGUAAAAAGCUUGAUAGGGUGUUGUUAAAUGAUGUUGUUCUUCUUCGGUUUCCUAAUGCUUACUCAGUUUUUGAAGCGGGAGGAUGUUCAGACCACAUGAGAUGUACGAUUCAGGUCUGGCCUUCUACAGAAAAGAUUCGUAGACCAUUCAAAUAUGUCAAUGCUAUUGGGAGUUUGCCAGGGUUUCUUCCGAUGAUUAAGAGUUAUUGGGAUUCUACAGAUAAGCUUUUUCAUUCUACUUCGGCUCUAUUUCGAUUCUCGAAGAAGCUUAAGAAUUUGAAGCCGCUUAUCAGAGAAAUGGGUAAGAAGGAGGAUUUUCUUAAGCAGAGGGCUAAGCUUCAUUGGCUUGAUGUAGGAGAUCAAAAUAACAAAACCUUCUACAUUGCAAUCAAAACGCGGCAAGCUCAAAAUACCAUUAGAGAAAUCAGAAACCAUGAUGGAGUUGGUGUUUCUACGCAAGCAGAGAUAAAGGAGGAGGCAGAAAUAUUUUUUUCUGAUCUUCUGAAUCUUCAGCCAACUGAGUAUAAGGGUGCCUCUAUGGAGGAAAUUCAGGGAUUAUUGAAUUUUCGAUGUUCUGAGAGAGAUUGUACUAUGUUGGAGGCAGAAGUCACAGAGGAGGAAAUCAGAAAGGUUCUCUUUGCAAUACCGGCAAACAAAUCUCCCGGGCCAGAUGGAUAUUCUAGUGAGUUCUUCAAAACAACCUGGUUAAAGCUUCUUCUUCCGAGUAUCAUCAAAGAGAAUCAAUCGGCAUUUGUUAAAGGGAGGUUGCUUAUGGAGAACGUGCUUCUUGCUUCUGAGCUGGUGAAGGAGUACCAUAAGGAUACGGUUUUUCAAAGAUGUGCCAUGAAGAUUGACAUAUCAAAAGCGUUUGAUUCAGUUCAAUGGUCGUUUAUGCUUAACUGUCUUCAAGCGCUGGGAUUUCCUGAUAAAUUCAUCCACUGGAUCAGACUCUGUAUCACUAGUCCUUCCUUCUCUGUUCAGGUUAAUGGGGAUCUUGCUGGCUAUUUUCAGAGUGCUCGGGGGUUGAGACAGGGUUGUUCGCUUUCGCCCUACUUGUUUGUGAUAUGCAUGGAUAUUCUUUCAAGAAAGUUAGAUAUAGCAGUGCAAGAAAGGAAGUUCAAGUAUCAUCCAAGAUGUAAAUCUCUUCUCUUGACUCAUCUCUGUUUUGCUAAUGAUUUAUUGGUGUUUGUGGAGGGAUCAAAAGAAUCAGUUGAAGGAGCUUUAUCAGUGUUUGAUGAUUUCACAAGUUGGUCGGGUUUAAAAAUCAGUAUGGAGAAGUCUACAAUAUAUAUGGCAGGUGUUCCAGAUCUUGAGAAGAGUAGAAUCUUAAGAAACUUUCCGAUGGAUAAAGGUGAGCUACCUGCAGAGAAUCAGUACUUGGACAUCUCGUUACCUCUCAUACGCGGGCCGUCUGCAAUUGAUCAGAUGUCUAAAAGAAGUAGAGCAACUUUGUUCGGCUUUUCUUUGUCGGGUCCUGAACUAAAAACCAAGGGAGCUAAGGUUGCUUGGAGAGAUAUUUGUUAUGAGAAGGAAGAAGGUGGCCUGGGAAUUAGAGUGCUUAAAGACAUUAAUAAAGUCUAUGGGUUAAAGUUGAUCUGGAGAUUGCUUGCGGGUUGCUCUCUUUGGGGGAAAUGGAUUUAUGAAAAUCUUCUCAAGAAAAAGAGCUUUUGGGAGAUAAAGAGCACUACUCAAAAGGAAAUUGGUAAUGGGAAGCACACUUCUUUUUGGUACGACAAAUGGCUUGAUAAGGGAGUGUUAAUGGAUCUUUUAGGAGACAGAGGCAUUAUUGAUCUGGGUAUAAAAAGAGAUGCUACAGUGGCUGAAGCUCUUUCUGUAACCAGAAGAAGAAGGAGGCAUCGCAUUCAGUUGUUGAAUGAUAUUGAAGAUGAUCUGGUCAAAACCCGGGAGAAGAUGGAUAGUCUAGUUGAUGAUAUAUGUUUGUGGAAAAGGGAAUCGGGGUUCAAAAAAUAUUUUUCUACUUCUGAGACUUGGAGGUUGCUAAGGGAUAGAAAACUGAAACUGGCUUGGACGCGUGUUGUUUGGUUUAGUAAUGCUACUCCAAAGCAUGCUUUCAUUGCUUGGUUAGCUAACCUAAAUCGCUUAUCUACUUUAGACAGAGUAUCAAAGUGGAGCCAGGGUGUGGAUGUGACUUGCGUGUUGUGCAAGAAUGAGAAAGAGUCGAGAAACCACUUAUUUUUUGAGUGCUCUUAUACAUCUCAAGUUUGGGAGUUCUUAACCAAAGGGAUCUUGACUACUUCAUAUUCAAAAACUUGGGAUGUGAUCAUUCAGAUUCUUUCAGAUGGCAAAAUGGAGAAGAAGCGUCUGUUUUGUCUUCGCUAUGCGUUUCAGAUAACGAUUUAUACAUUUUGGAGGGAGAGAAAUCGUCUGAGACAUGGUGAGAAACUGGUACCUAUGGAAGCUCUGAAGAAGUUGAUUGAUAAAGGCAUUCGUAAUAAGCUUAGUCUUUUGAGGAGAAAGGGGAUCAGAAACAUGAGGGAGGCGCUUACUUUCUGGUUUCAAACAAGAACAGGGUGA